UGGAGGCAGCGGACUGAAACUCUAGGCCUAGUGGGGGCGGGCGGGACGGAAAGCGCUUCAGAAGACUGGCGGCAGGUCGGAGCCCAGAGCCCUGCGCUAGCAGAUAGCGUGGGUGUGGCCCUUAUCCACCUCCCAGCCCCCGCCCCUGGGACGCCGGCGGCAUGAUGUGUUGAGACCUCUGUCUCCUCCUUUCCCCUCAUUUUUCUCGUUCUUCUCGUGGGUGAGUCCUAGGCCCUGGGCGGGGACCUCACAGUUCCACCACCCCAUCCGCGGGCUCGGCCUUAGUUUCCCCUAAAGCAGCGAAUGGCCGGGGGUGGAACGCGGAACCCGCAGGUCUUCUGGAGAGCAGGGUGCUUCUGGUCAGCCUGUCCGUAUCGCCUCCACACCCGCAGGCUUCACCAUGGGCCGGACCGUGGUCGUGCUGGGCGGAGGGAUCAGCGGCUUGGCCGCUAGUUACCACCUGAGCCGGGCCCCUUGUCCCCCCAAGGUGAGUGCCCCCACUCCGUGCCAGAGGGAGCCUCCUUUAAUACUCCUGUCCCAUUUCCAGCAAGAGGGAAUGCGCCGCCCCAUUCCCCUCCUGACCUUUUACGCCGCCGCGGCCGCGGCCGCGGCUAUAGGCCGCAGUGUCUCCCUCUUGUCCCCAGGUGGUAUUGGUGGAGGGCAGCGAGCGCCUGGGAGGCUGGAUCCGCUCGGUACGAGGGCCAGAUGGUGCUGUCUUUGAACUUGGACCUCGAGGAAUUCGGCCGGCGGGAGUCCUGGGAGCCCGGACCCUGCUCAUGGACGUGUGGAGCAGGUUUCCGAGCUUGGCUUGGACUCAGAAGUGUUGCCUGUCCGGGGAGACCAUGCAGCUGCCCAGAAUAGGUUCCUGUAUGUAGGUGGCGCCCUGCACGCCCUGCCCUCUGGCAUCAGGGGGCUACUCCGCCCUUCACCUCCCUUCUCCAAACCUCUGUUUUGGGCUGGGCUGAAGGAGUUGACUACGCCCCGGGGCAAAGACCCUGAUGAGACUGUGCACAGUUUCGCCCAGCGCCGCCUUGGUCCUGAGUCUCACCCUUAAGGUGGCGUCUCUAGCCAUGGACAGUCUUUGCCGUGGAGUGUUUGCAGGCAACAGCCGUGAGCUCAGCAUCAGGUCCUGCUUUCCCAGUCUCUUCCAAGCUGAGCAAACCCAUCGAUCCAUAUUAUUGGGGCUGCUGCUGGGGGCAGGGCGGGGCCCACAGCCAGACUCAGCACUUAUUCGCCAGGCUCGGGCUGAGCGCUGGAGCCAGUGGUCACUCCGUGGAGGGCUGGAGACAUUGCCUCAGGCCCUUAACACCCACCUGACUAGUAGGGGUGUCAGUGUUCUCAGAGGCCAGCCAGUCUGUGGGCUCAGCCUCGAAGCAGAAGGGUGCUGGAAGGUGUCUCUAGGGGACAGCAACCUGGAGGCUGACCACAUUAUUAGUGCCAUUCCAGCUUCAGUGCUCAGCAAGCUGCUCCCUGCUGAGGCGGCACCGCUGGCUCGUGCUCUGAGUACCAUCACUGCUGUGUCUGUGGCUGUGGUGAAUCUGCAGUACCGAGGAGCUCGUCUGCCUGUCCAGGGAUUUGGACAUUUGGUGCCAUCCUCAGAAGACCCAGGCAUCCUGGGAAUCGUGUAUGACUCAGUUGCUUUCCCUGAGCAGGAUGGGAGUCCCCCUGGCCUCAGAGUGACUGUGAUGUUGGGAGGUUCCUGGUUACGGACAUUAGAAGCCAGGGGCAGUGUCUUAUCUCAGGAGCUGUUCCAAAAGGAGGCAGAGAAAGCAGCUGCCACUCAGUUAGGACUGAAGGAGCCACCAAGUCACUGCUUGGUCCAUCUACACAAGAACUGUAUCCCCCAGUAUACUUUAGGCCACUGGCAAAAAUUGGAGUCAGCUACCCAAUUCCUGGCUGCUCAGAAGCUGCCUUUGACUCUGGCCGGAGCCUCGUAUGAGGGGGUUGCUGUCAAUGAUUGUAUAGAGAGUGGGCGCCAGGCAGCAGCCCGUGUCCUGGGCACAGAACCUAACAGUUGAUCCUCAAACCCCACUUCUUCCUGCCCCUGCUCACAGGGGUUCUCUCACCCAUGAAAAUAAAAGAUGCUGGAGCGUG
Lagenorhynchus albirostris (white-beaked dolphin) is the source of this 2094-nucleotide messenger RNA. RefSeq names its product protoporphyrinogen oxidase (gene PPOX). The transcript has 11 exons. Gene Ontology annotation, molecular function: protoporphyrinogen oxidase activity, oxygen as acceptor. Bases 999 to 2018 code for a protein of 339 amino acids. Lineage: Eukaryota; Metazoa; Chordata; Mammalia; Artiodactyla; Delphinidae. Gene Ontology annotation, biological process: heme biosynthetic process. Gene Ontology annotation, cellular component: mitochondrial inner membrane. The record is from RefSeq and is a predicted model, not a curated record.